Ipomoea nil (Japanese morning glory) is the source of this 864-nucleotide messenger RNA. RefSeq lists its product as uncharacterized. The transcript has a single exon. Lineage: Eukaryota; Viridiplantae; Streptophyta; Magnoliopsida; Solanales; Convolvulaceae. The record is from RefSeq and is a predicted model, not a curated record. Bases 1 to 864 code for a protein of 287 amino acids.
AUGAAAUUAACCACGAAAAACUUUCUCUUCUGGCGUACCCAACUUGUACCAUUCCUCCGUGGACAAGGCCUCCUGGGGUAUGUCACCGGCGAUACACCUUGUCCACCCGCCACGCUUAAGUCUCCGGCCUCCGGUGAAGCUGCCUCCAGCGCCACAACAACCACCACCACCUCGAACCCGGCUCACGGUCUAUGGAUACAGCAGGACCAGAGCAUACUGUCCCUGCUCGUGUCGUCAAUGGCGGACGAGGUACUCUACCUCGCCGUCGGCCGUACAACGUCGCAUGAGGUGUGGUCUUCGAUCACGGCGGCACUGGGUUCCUCGACUAGGGCGAGAUGCCUCAAUUUGCUGGCUCAAUUCCAAUCACUCAGGCAAGGUGACAGCACUCCCGCCGAGUAUCUCGGCCGUGCGCAGCUGUUAGUGGAGGAUCUAGCGUUGGCCGGCCGUCCGGUCUCGCUUGACGAACAAAACCUCUGGGUUUUCCGAGGUCUCCGGCCAGAAUUCCGGUCGAUGGCUUCAUCCCUCACGGCAUCCGGCACACCGGUGUCGAUUCCCCAGCUCUCGGACUAUCUCCAAGCCCAGGAAUUCAUUUGGGCGGAUGAGUUCUCCACUGCCGGCGCUUCAUCCGGCCACACGGCCUUGGUGGCUCGACGUGGUUACGCGCAGAACCAGGCCGCAGGUGGCGGUCCUAGGAAUGCUGGUUCCGGGCAGCAAUGGCGAGGACGGGGCAGAGGCCGUGGCGGACAAGGCAGAGGCCGAGGCGGUGGUGGUCGAGAUGCCAAAUCUGCCGCUCACAUGGCCACACCGCGCUUCACUGCUAUAAACGGUACUCCGGCGCUCCGCAACCGCAGGCCCAUGCGGUAG